AUGUGCUCGUCAAGUGCCGAUGGCGAUGGCGAUGGCGAUGGCGAUGGCGUCGACUUCGGUGUGCGUUGUGGAGUAGGUGAAAGCGCGGUGGAGGAGGGAGCAGAGAAAAUGACAUGGAAGCAGCGUCCCGUCAAAGCCAAAACGUCGGGUGCGCCAGAAGACUUUGCUAUCAGAUACGAUGACUCCAUUCUCCUGAUAACGCUAACGUUCUCGGGGAAGCUUAGGUGUAAUACACUAUGUACGCAGGGGUGGGAAAUUUAG
Messenger RNA from Pseudocercospora fijiensis CIRAD86, 261 nucleotides. RefSeq lists its product as uncharacterized. Lineage: Eukaryota; Fungi; Ascomycota; Dothideomycetes; Mycosphaerellales; Mycosphaerellaceae. The record is from RefSeq and is a predicted model, not a curated record. The transcript has 4 exons. The coding region runs from base 1 to 261 and encodes 86 amino acids.